ACGACAGGAUGCUGCUGCUACUGUCACUUCUACCGUUGCCGCUGUUGUUAGAGAUUUUGCUUUUGCUCCUUCUACCGCAUGACAAUUGUUUUCCUCGUCUGAGCAGAUACCAGCCUCAGAUGCUCAAGUAAUGGACUGUGAUAGAGUUAAGGCCUUUUGGAGGUGAGCUGUUUGAGAGCUGAUGCUUAAACAUGUCUGAAGUAGCUGCCGACACUUUCCCCAGCCCCUCAGCUCAGCUGAGCCCUGAUGCGUCCCUCAACGGGCUCCCGGAUGAGGAGAACAUGCCGGGGACCCAAAGAGAGGACAGGAGGGUCCAGGGGAUAGCAGGCCUUGCCGCAACCUGCUGUGUGUGCCUGGAGGCAGAGCGACUGAAGGGCUGCCUCAACUCUGAAAAGAUCUGCAUCGCCCCUAUCUUGGCUUGCCUGCUUAGCCUUUGCCUCUGCAUUGCUGGUCUCAAGUGGGUCUUUGUGGACAAGAUUUUUGAGUAUGACUCUCCUACCCAUCUUGACCCUGGGAGGAUAGGACAAGACCCAAAGAGUGCUGUGGAUCCUACAGCUCUGUCUGCCUGGGUGCCUUCGGAGGUGUAUGCCUCACCCUUCCUCGUACCUAGCCCCAAGAGCAAGGCUGAAGUGACAGUGCACAGUGACAGCUCACUUGUACCCUCCAAACCAUUCCUCCAGCCUUCUCUAUAUAACCGCAUCCUAGAUGUUGGGUUGUUGUCCUCUGCCGCACCUUCGCUGUCACCACCCGCUCUGGAGCCUACCACAGCAUCUCAGGCACAAGCAACAGAAACCAAUCUCCAAACUACUCCAAAACUUUCCACUUCCACAUCUACAACUGGGACAAGUCAUCUCACAAAAUGUGACAUAAAGCAGAAAGCCUUCUGUGUGAAUGGGGGAGAGUGUUACAUGGUUAAAGACCUCCCAAACCCCCCAAGAUACCUGUGCAGGUGCCCAAAUGAAUUUACUGGUGAUCGCUGCCAAAACUACGUAAUGGCCAGCUUCUACAAGCAUCUUGGGAUUGAAUUUAUGGAAGCUGAGGAACUGUACCAGAAACGGGUGCUGACCAUAACUGGCAUUUGCAUUGCUCUUCUAGUAGUUGGCAUCAUGUGUGUGGUGGCCUACUGCAAAACCAAGAAGCAGAGGAAAAAGCUGCAUGAUCGCCUUCGUCAGAGCCUGCGCUCGGAAAGGAACAACGUGAUGAACAUGGCCAAUGGGCCGCACCACCCCAACCCACCACCCGAUAACGUCCAGCUCGUCAAUCAGUACGUUUCAAAAAAUGUAAUCUCCAGUGAGCAUGUCAUCGAGCGAGAAACAGAGACCUCGUUUUCUACAAGCCACUACACCUCAACUACACAUCACUCUGUGACAGUCACCCAGACAUCUAGCCACAGCUGGAGCAAUGGCCACACUGAAAGCAUCCUCUCUGAAAGCCACUCGGUGCUCGUCAGCUCCUCCGUGGAGAACAGCAGGCACGCCAGCCCAGCAGGGCCCCGGGGCCGUCUCAAUGGCAUUGGCGGGCCACGGGAAGGGAACUGCUUCCUCCGGCACGCCAGGGAGACCCCUGAUUCCUACCGAGACUCUCCUCACAGUGAAAGGUAUGUCUCAGCUAUGACCACACCAGCUCGCAUGUCACCCAUUGAUUUUCACACUCCAACUUCUCCCAAGUCCCGCCCCUCCACGAUGUCACCCCCGGCUUCCAGCCUGACCGUCUCCAUCCCUUCCGUGGCGGUGAGUCCCUUCAUAGAAGAAGAGCGACCUCUGCUCCUGGUGACUCCGCUGCAGCUGCAUGAGAAGUAUGAGCACCACCUUCAGCAAUUCAACUCCUUUCACCACAAUGCCACCCAUGAGAGCAGCAGCCUGCCACCAAGUCCUCUGCGGAUCGUGGAGGACGAGGAGUAUGAGACCACGCAGGAGUACGAACCAGCACAGGAGCCUCCAAAGAAACUCACCAACAGCCGGAGGGUCAAAAGAACAAAGCCCAACGGCCACAUUUCCAGCAGGGUGGAAGUGGACUCUGACACGAGCUCUGAGAGCAGCAGCUCUGAGACCGAAACGGAAGAUGAAAGAAUAGGUGAGGAUACACCAUUCCUGAGCAUACCGAACCCCGGGGCAGCCGGUCUGGAGCCAGCCACUGCCUUCCGGCUGGCUGAAACCAGGACUAACCCGGCAAAUCGCUUCUCCACACCUGAAGAGUUACAAGCAAGGUUGUCCAGUGUGAUAGCUAACCAAGACCCUAUUGCUGUAUAAAACGUAAAACACAUAGAUUCACAUGUAAAACUUUAUUUUAUAUAAUGAAGUAUUCCACCUUUAAAUUAAACAAUUUAUUUUAUUUUAGCAAUUCCGCUGAUAGAAAACAGGAGGGGAAGAAAACUUUUAUAAAUUAAAUAUACGUAUGUACAAAUGUGUUAUGUGCCAUAUGUAGCAAUUUUUUACAGUAUUUCAAAAAUGGGGAAAGAUAUCAAUGGUGCCUUUAUGUUAUGUUAAGUUGAGAGCAAGUUUUGUACAGUUACAAUGAUGGCUGUCCCAUAGUAUUUUGCAAAACCUUUUAGCCCUCAGUUGUCCUAGCUUUUUUGUGCACGGCAUUAUAAUGACUGGAUGUAUGAUUUGCAAGAAUUGCAGAAGUCCCUCUGGUCGCUUGCUGUAGAGUCUCGAAAUCAGAAAGCCCUGUAAUGGCACUGUCACCCUACUCCACCAGAAAAACACACAUAUACACACACACAGAGUCAGAAAGGAAAAAAAAAGAUUUAAAAAAAUAUUUAAAAAAGUAAAAAAAAAAAAAAGUUUCUUAUAUGAGAACUUUUAUUUGCUUUCCGUAUAUGAGAUGAGUUUUGUCUGCUCUCUGCCAGCCAAAAGGUUUGCUUCUUUGAGCACUGGGAUAAUAGUAGGUCCAACAGCAUGCUACUAUUAAUUACAGCAGGGUAACAAAAAACAUACAAACAAAAAAAAGCCAACCUGCAUUAAGUAAUGUUACUUAUAGAAAGAAAGUAAUACUGUGAUUUUAAACCAAAUAUAUUAUUAAUCAGAGGUUAGCUUGUAAUCACUAGGAGCUGCCAUUUCAUUAUUUUCCAGAUAUUAAUUGUUCUAGUUAUCCCUUAGGAAAUGGGUUUAAGUUAGCUGAGGCUUUGAACCCAAUACUCUAUUCAAACAAAAAAGAAAAAAAAAAAGAAGAAAAAAGAAAAAAAAAAAAAAAAAAGAGAAAACAUUUAUAUUAGUUUAUGUUAAUGGGGCAAAUAUAAUAGAUAUCUGUAAUCAAGCAAGGAAGAGAUCUAGCUGGAAAACAAAUGCCACUAAUAAAAGGGCAAUCAGUUUUCACCUCUAUUUCUUAAUGUUGAUUUCUAAUACAUUACUUAUUCUUUUGUUUCCACUCAAUUUUCUUUCCCUUUUUUCCUUCCUCAGAAAGAACCCUGACAAGCUUCUAGCAAUACCUUGUUAGAGUUGCUGUUGGAGUAAGGCUUACUCUUGGACAAAGAAAGGCCUUUCAGGGAAGAAGAACAUGAUUUGCUGAAUGGUUAAAAAGUAUAGGCACGUAGGAAGGACAAAGCAGAUGUGUGGAGUUUAUUUCCACUCACCUUUACUGACUUAAUUAGUUGGGUUGAGAGAGGCAAGGUUGAUGCAGAGCCCAUUUAUGAAGGCAAGCACACCAUGUGAGUUACAGCCCUAGUAACCCAUGUGUGACUAUCAGUGUUUAUAUAGCCAGUGACAGUCUUGAAGUCAUUGACUAGUAAUGAACAAGGAUGCUGUCAGUGCUGGAGUAGAUGCAUCCAUCCAGACAGAAGCAAAUGGACUCUUUUGCACUGAAUUCCUAUCAGUUUAGUCAGGGUCACUCUGCCUCUUCUAUACUUUUGAUUUUUUGUUGUGUGUUCAGUUGGCACAGCAUUGACUCAGGAUUGAUGUGGAAAACAAAUGUUUUUCCUAGACUCUGGGGAUUCUGAAAAUGAGAACAUGUGUUUUACAGGUAUUACUGAGCUCUAAAUAAGAGCCCUGUCAAGACAAAAAUAAUUUCAGCCAAACUACACUCAUCCUUUGGGCCACAUUCUGGUCCUAGUUAAAUAAAGAGAAAUACAUCAAGGAAAAUUUGUGAGAUGCAAACCUGCAAAAAAGUCCCUACUCAGUAAAUUGUUCAAGCAUAUGCUUAUGCUAAUCCCAGCAAAAGUUACCUUCAGCAUGUGCUAGACUCUCAUUGACACAUCCAGCACAUGCAAAAAGUCAAGCAUGUGCCUAAGAGUUUUGCUGAACAAGGUGUCCUAUUGAUUUGAGGCUGAAAGCAAAGUAUAGCAAAAGAAGAUCUUUGCCAGGAUGACAAAAAUCAGUGAGUGCUUCACUGUAUAAAUAACCAUAUCACAUUAGUAAGAACACAAGUGAGUCUACCUGAACACCAGAUUCAGCAGAAAAAGAACAGAAAAACACCUUAGUAUAGGAAACAAAGUUGUCCACUAGAAUGUCAGUGGUAGAACCAAAAGGCUAGGAAACUAGCACAGCUUUGGGCUAUGUGGAGGCUGAAAUGGCACUGCUUAUUUGAGAAAUCUGUGGAAGAUGGCAAAUACAUACUGUCUGGACUUAAGUCCCCUUUGCCAUUUUUCCCUGUGUGUAUUUGAACACACUUUGCCUUUGCAGACUGAAACAAAAGCUCUCUUCAAGUUCUAUAUGCCAUAUUCUCAUUUUCAUCCCUUUAGUCAUGCCUAUUUAUCUGCAAUCCCAUACAGCAGAAUAUCCAUCUCUCCAGUAACUCUGCAACUCAGUAGUACAGAGGGUCAGGUGGGCUUUCCUAAUGAAGGCCACGAGUUUCCAAAAGAUUUGCACUGUUGAGUUUCCUUGGGCACUUCAAUAUCUUCCCUUCAGAAAGGCCUCUGACACUGCAAAGACCUUGCAGGACAGAUGAGACAGAAAAAGGAUGGCAGAGAAACAAGAGAUUUGCCCCAAAAUCACCCAUCUUAGUGGCAGAAUAGAGAUUAUAAGACAGGUCUUUUGUAAACUC
This is a messenger RNA of Melospiza melodia melodia, 4977 nucleotides long. It is a transcript of the gene NRG1, whose product is annotated as neuregulin 1. The coding region runs from base 192 to 2249 and encodes 685 amino acids. Gene Ontology annotation, biological process: intracellular signal transduction; animal organ development; activation of transmembrane receptor protein tyrosine kinase activity. The transcript has 10 exons. Gene Ontology annotation, molecular function: chemorepellent activity; protein tyrosine kinase activator activity. The record is from RefSeq and is a predicted model, not a curated record. NCBI's taxonomy places the organism in Eukaryota, Metazoa, Chordata, Aves, Passeriformes, Passerellidae.